This is a messenger RNA of Histoplasma capsulatum G186AR, 1669 nucleotides long. RefSeq lists its product as uncharacterized. NCBI's taxonomy places the organism in Eukaryota, Fungi, Ascomycota, Eurotiomycetes, Onygenales, Ajellomycetaceae. The transcript is spliced from 8 exons. The record is from RefSeq and is a predicted model, not a curated record. Bases 1 to 1047 code for a protein of 348 amino acids.
AUGUCGUAUAUCUGGUUGCAUAUAAGUAGUACAAGGCACCCGGACAUGGAGAUUAUCGAGCUUUCCCAUUUUGGUACGCAUUACAUAACUGAUGAUACGGCAGAAUACCCCCGUAAAGUAAUCCGCCCUACCAGAGGAUACCUGUCCGAUAUUGAAGCGGUCGUGCUUCUCUGUCUCGUGGCCCGCCAGCAUUGCAUCAUUGACACUGAAAGGGAGGUCUUGGAUGAUUUAGAAAAUGAACUGAUUUUGAUUGCUGAAAAUAUCUUUGGCCUUUCCCACGCCACCUUGGAUUGCUCCCCCAGCAUGACCGUGGAGGGGUUCAGUAAUGCUGUCCUGGCUCCUGAUGCUGAGAGACAAGGCUAUGACAGACUCUCGCCAUUUGCCGCUAGUGGCGAAGGGGGAAGGAGCGUUGAUCGACUGUCAUUUGGAGGUGGAAGAUCUAGCUCGCGGGUGCGAGCAAGCGUGCUUGAUGACCGCAAGGUGGUCAAUGUCGUCAUUGCCAAAAAUUUUGACCAGGCUCCGGAUCACAUUCAACUACUAACACUCGAUCUCAUUCGAACCAAACGGAUCUAUACGCGGACGUCUUUCCACAGCGUGCCGAUGACCUUUCUUUUUAUUCCACUUAUUGAAUCCAAGCCGCAAGGACUCUCCUCCUCGUUGAAUCUCCAUUUGCAUAUCAAUGCGCUACGGGAACUUAGCGAUAAUGUGACGUUUUCUGCGGAGAUAAGCAGCUACCUUCAAGAUAUUAUCAUUGCUCUCCGGAUGAAUCGGGGAGUGGCUGGUGGCCUGACUCCUAUCUCCACUCGCCAUUUCCAACUUCUUGCCCGAUGUCUCGCACCCUUACAACGAGUGGAUUAUGUUUUCCCGUCCUUAGUAGCGCUUGCUGCUAGGAGAGUUUAUCGCCAUCGCAUUUCCAUAACCGACCCAGCGAAUGAUCGAAGUCUGAUGUAUGGAAGUACGCUGAAAGCUGUUGAUUUAAUAUUGGCGGAUGCUUCCCCGGAAUCGAUCAUCGAGCAGGUCUUGGAGGGUGUCGAAGCACCUUUAUGAAUCGCCGCCGGUUAGCCUUUAUGGCAAUUCCCUAAUCCCGUCAGAACAGGUUAUAUCCAGUUAUAGAGACGAGAGGGAAGCUAAGUCAGGGGUCGCAAUAGAUGUGUGAUGGGUGGUUAUGAAUACAGUAUUUCCGGCAUUCCCCUUAUCCCUUCUAGCAACUCAAAAUUAAUUCAGCAGUCAUAACAACAGAUUCGCUCCAUCAUGCCACCCCAAGCGAAGUUCUUAUAUUUUAGAUAUCAUUGCCUUUGUGGCGUGAUGGGUAUCGUUCGAAUUGUUUGAUACCUUGAAACCACACUCGUCAAUGUAUUGAAGAGGAGACUUUCGAGGAACGUCUCAACAUCGCCUACAUGCAUUUUAUAUGAUAUCUGGGCACUUUAUUAUUUGAUACCCCUUUCCAAUGCCCAAGCGACAAAGGAGUCCGCAUGCUAAGGUCUCUAAGUGCUUGGGUUUCUUCUAUCCUUCUACGAAUUACUCUAUUCGUGACUCUCCAAAAGAAAGCCGUCCUUUAAGGUUGCGGAGGGCAUUAGUGUAAGAAUGAAUACACAACUAGUGUGUUGGGUAUUUAUUUAACCUAGACGUUGAAUUUAAUUUCACUGAGUUAGAAGGAAGCUCUCGGAGU